Messenger RNA from Rana temporaria (common frog), 888 nucleotides. RefSeq names its product neuropeptide FF-amide peptide precursor (gene NPFF). Gene Ontology annotation, molecular function: neuropeptide hormone activity. The transcript is spliced from 3 exons. The record is from RefSeq and is a predicted model, not a curated record. NCBI's taxonomy places the organism in Eukaryota, Metazoa, Chordata, Amphibia, Anura, Ranidae. The coding region runs from base 98 to 463 and encodes 121 amino acids.
ACCUCCACCUUGCUGGGAUGCUGGCUCCGCCCCCUGGCUGGUACCCUAUAUAUACAGGAGACCUGAGCCCAUUCUAUCACACCUGACAUACACAGCCAUGGGCAUAGUCACCCUCCUCUUCAUCGCCUUCCUCUCCUGUGCCAGAACGGCUCAGCCUCACCAAACAGAUGAGGACUCUGCUGAAAACUUCAUGGAAGUGCCUCCUAAUUUCCUAGAUUCACAGUUGGAUGAAAGCGUCUCAUCACAACCCUUAUCGCAAGAAAAAGGCGCAUUGAGCUCCUUUUUAAAAACUCUUCUGCACUGGAGGACAUCACGCAGCUCCUUCCACUUCCAACCACAAAGGUUUGGAAGAGAUGAACACAGCUCAAUACUGGGCGACGGCCGGCUUCAUUCUCGAGGAUGGGACUCGGCACCGCAGUUUUGGAGCAUGGCGGUACCUCAACGCUUUGGGAGAAAAAAAUAAACCCAAAAGACAAAUAACGGGAUUGACCAAUAAAUAUCUCGCUAGCAAAAUGUACAACCUGAAAGAGCUUGUGUCUGUACGUCUGACCACAUAUACAAGAUACAAUGGGACUGUUUACUAACAAAGUGCAGAAUACCUGUGUAUCACAGCGCCAAAUUCUACCUUUGUGAUUUGUUGUUGCAAUGUAUAGUUGGAACUUUAUGUUUAAAAAAAAAAAAAAAGGCAGAGAUGAUGCUGACAGUAACCAAGACGCCUCUAUUCUUCUCAUGUAGGUCGAAUAAUGAAUGCUAAUAUCUGAUUGGUUGUUUUGUGUCACACUUUCACGUCUCUUUCCUCUGUAAUUUACAUGAGGCCCAGAAAGUCUACAGGGCCAACCAUUUAUACUAUGUAUGCUUUCAUGUGUCAUUAAAUCAUUUUUUAGUUCA